AUGAAUCCCAAGACUACCUCUUCUUUUGAAAACUCCAACGAAAAAGAAUUUCUUGAUGAAUUUUCCUCCGCGUACGGAUAUAAUGGUAAAAUUGAUUCGAUACGAGAGGAUGAAUAUUCGGAACUGAAAGCCGCAUAUCUCGACCAUUCUGGGUCGACCGUUUAUCCGAAAAGUUCAGUCGUCUCUUUUACAAACGACCUUACGAAGAAUAUUUAUUGUAAUCCGCACUCAAGAAACAUACGUGCCCAGCAUACUUCUCAACGAGUGGAACAAGUUAGGGCUCGAAUUUUGAAACAUUUUGAUGCGAACCCCAGAGAGUACAAAGUUAUAUUUACUCAGAACGCUACCGCUGCUAUCAAAUUGGUCGGUGAAAUAUUCCCAUGGACUCCAGGUCGAAGCAGCUAUAAAUAUUUAAGAGAGUCACACAAUAGCUUAAUAGGACUCAGAAGAUUCGCGGAGGAAACCAAUUCUGAUAUUCAAGCUGUAAUUGAAAGUGACUUGGAAGCACUAUUUCUGCACAAUAAAUAUCCAGAAAGUUUUCUGAAUCAAGAGAUGAACGGUGGUGAUGAUGUAACAUACAAUCUUUUCGCUUAUCCGGCACAAUGCAAUUUUUCUGGUCAGCGGUAUCCUUUAACGUGGACCACACGAAUCAAGAAACUUAAAACGAAAAAAGCGAAAUUUUUGGUUUUAUUGGAUGCAGCCGCUUAUCUGACAACCUCAACCCUGUCUUUGGCCAAUGGUGAUGUGUCUCCGGAUUUCGUAGCAAUGAGUUUUUAUAAGAUAUUCGGUUUUCCUACUGGGUUAGGUGCCUUGCUGAUAAAAUCCGAACUGGAGCCGAUAUUGAGGAAGCGCUACUUUGGUGGUGGAACAAUAAACGCUAUUGCUUAUGACAGACAAUGGCAAGAAUUUAAAGAGAAUCUAAGCGACCGGUAUGAAGACGGAUUUGUUGAGUUAGAAGAGCUAGCGAGUGUUAAUCAGAUUUACAUAAGUGCGGGAACUCAUUGUAAUCCUGGAAGUGUGUCUAGAUGGAUAAAUAUAUCCGGUGAUGAUUCCAUAUCUAAUUAUAAGGCUGGUAAGGUGUGCGGCGACGACAAGGACAUAUUCGAUGGUAGACCAACUGGUUCAAUUCGCAUCUCAUUGGGCGCCAUGUCAACCAUUGAAGAUAUUAUUACUUGGCUAAAUUUCUUCAAGAAAUACUAUGUCGAAGAAACACCCUCCAACUAUAUGCCUCAGAGUGCGCAUGUUCAAAGUUUAACCAAACCCAUUGAAUCACGGAUAUUUCUCGAGAAAUUGACAUUAUAUCCUAUCAAGUCAUGUCACGGGUACAUAAUACCAUCAUCGACAUCCUGGACGAUUACAAACCAGGGUUUACUAUAUGAUCGAGAAUGGAUGCUGAUAGAUUCUGAGACUGGAAGGGCGUUGAGCCAAAAAAUAUUCAUAAAACCACAUUUAUUCAAUACACCUACAGAUUCUCCACUUUCGUAUUCAAACGAAUCUCCAUUUCUAUUGGUCUCUCAGAAGAGCGUUGAACAUGUCAAUCAAAAAAUAAUGGGAUGCGAUGGUCAUAAUAAGGGGACCAAUAAUUGUGUUAAUUAUGAAGAGCAUUCAUAUAAAGAAAAUGAGAAAGGGGGGGAAGCCGAAAGGAUUGUGGCGGAUUGUUUUAGGGCAAACUUUGUGGUUAACGGAAAUAUCAGUGAGUAUGAAGAAGAUCAGUGGAAGGUGAUCAAGAUUGGUGGACAGGUGUUUAAG
Acaulospora colombiana is the source of this 1749-nucleotide messenger RNA. NCBI's taxonomy places the organism in Eukaryota, Fungi, Glomeromycota, Glomeromycetes, Diversisporales, Acaulosporaceae. The record is from the annotation of a GenBank genome assembly.